Messenger RNA from Pyrus x bretschneideri (Chinese white pear), 1353 nucleotides. Its product is annotated as protein STRICTOSIDINE SYNTHASE-LIKE 2-like. The record is from RefSeq and is a predicted model, not a curated record. Gene Ontology annotation, biological process: biosynthetic process. Lineage: Eukaryota; Viridiplantae; Streptophyta; Magnoliopsida; Rosales; Rosaceae. Gene Ontology annotation, molecular function: strictosidine synthase activity.
AUGCAUAUAGCAUUAGUAUUACUGCAUCUGCUGCUGCUGCUUAAUCCCUCCAGUUUCCACAAGCAUGAAGCCAAAGCUGAUGUUCUUGGCAGCAACCAUAGGCGUUGUGGUGUUUUCAGUCUUGAUUUCCCGCAACGCCGUCGCGUCGGGUUUCCGUCUAUCAGUAAUACUAAAAACCGAGCAGCAGCAGCGGUAAAUCUUUCAAAUCGCCAUAAUUUUGAAGUUGUUCCGAUUGUAGUGGGAAGUAGUAAUAGUAGCAAUGCUGCUUCUGCCGUUGGUCCUGAAAGCUUCGUCUUCGACGCUCUAGGUCCCUAUACUGGAGUAUUGGAUGGCCGUAUCGUCAAAUGGGAUCAGCAUAAACACCGGUGGAUCAAUUUCGCUCUAACUUCUCCAAAUAGAGAUGGUUGUGAAGGGUCACAUGAACACGAUCAAACCGAGCACAUUUGUGGUCCAUUAGGCCCUUGUUUCAACCAAACAACUGGUGACCUUUACAUUGUUGAUGCUUACAUGGGGCUCCUCGUUGUGGGCCUUGAAGGCGGCUUGGCUACUAUGGUGGUGACACAUGUACAUGCCAUUCCAUUUGGAUUUACCAAUCGCUUAGACAUCGAUCAAGAAGAGAGAGUAGUGUAUUUCACAGAUAGCAGCUCAAAAUAUCAGAGAAGGAUUCACAUUUCUGUGACAUUGAGUGAGGAUAAAACUGGAAGACUAAUGAAAUAUGACCCGAAAACCAAACAAGUACAAUUUGUUCUUGAAAACCUGUCAUUCCCAAAUGGGGUGGCAUUGAGCAAAAUGGGGGACUUCAUUCUAAUUGCAGAGACCACACAUUGCAGGAUUCUAAGGUACUGGUUGAACACCUCUAAUGAAGGAACUUGUGAAACGUUUUCUCAACUUCCGGGAUUUCCAGAUAACAUUCGAAGGAGUCCUAGAGGAGGAUUUUGGGUGGGAAUCCAUUCGAAAGGACUAUGGAUAUUGAAGUGGACUCUUUCAUACACUUUGACAAGAAAGACUGAUCUCAUUCCCCUUGACAUUACGAAAGCUUAUUCAUACAUGGCAAAGUGGACUACUGGGAGUGGCUUUGCAAUCAGGUUGAGUGAGCAAGCUACUGUGCUGGAAUUGCUUGAGGAUACAAGUGGAAAUAGUCUAAUAGAUAAGUUUAUUAGUGAAGUGGAGGAGAAAAAUCAAACUCUUUGGAUUGGAUCAGUAAAUAUGCCAUUUGCAUGCAAGUAUAGAAUCGAAAGGUCUCCUACCUUGGGGACUUUUGAAGUCAAUGAGCAAGGAGACAAAGGAAAGAAGGUGACCGGUUGCUGGAAUACUAUGUUCUUUGGUCUAUUUGCUGGUCUCAACGGCAGAUAA